Molecule: messenger RNA, 1008 nt
Organism: Micropterus dolomieu (smallmouth bass)
Lineage: Eukaryota; Metazoa; Chordata; Actinopteri; Centrarchiformes; Centrarchidae
Product: signal recognition particle 54 kDa protein-like
Exons: 4
Coding region: 44-508 (154 amino acids)
Biological process (GO): SRP-dependent cotranslational protein targeting to membrane; SRP-dependent cotranslational protein targeting to membrane, translocation
Cellular component (GO): signal recognition particle, endoplasmic reticulum targeting; cytosol
Molecular function (GO): 7S RNA binding; endoplasmic reticulum signal sequence receptor activity; GTP binding
Source: RefSeq, a predicted model, not a curated record
GACUGAUGAACUGUUCUGUUUCUGUCUGCGAUGCGUUCAGGGGAUGAUUCCUGGUUUCGGUACCGACUUCAUGAGUAAAGGAAACGAGCAGGAAUCAAUGGCCCGACUGAAGAAACUGAUGACCAUCAUGGACAGCAUGAACGACCAGGAGCUGGACAGUAAAGACGGAGCCAAACUGUUCAGUAAGCAGCCCAACAGGAUCCAGAGGGUGGCCCGGGGGUCCGGGGUCGCCACCAGAGACGUCCAGGAGCUGCUGACUCAGUACACCAAGUUCGCCCAGAUGGUCAAGAAGAUGGGCGGCAUCAAGGGGCUGUUUAAAGGAGGAGACAUGUCGAAGAACGUGAACCCGUCUCAGAUGGCCAAACUGAACCAGCAGAUGGCAAAAAUGAUGGACCCCCGAGUCCUGCACCACAUGGGUGGGAUGGCCGGCCUGCAGUCGAUGAUGCGGCAGUUCCAGCAGGGAGCCGCCGGCAACAUGAAAGGCAUGAUGGGAUUUAACAACAUGUGACCGCCGACCAACCAGCUGCCUUAAAAUAUGACACCUUCAAAUUAAAGCCCCGCCUCCUGACAGGUGGAGAGGGGCGGGGCUUAGAGAGGGGGGAGAGAGAGCGAGCAGGAAGUGUAGAAAGAGAAAAUAAAAACAGGAUGUUUGGGGUUUGAUUCUGUCCUCUGCUGCUUCACACCGAAAAUUUAAAAAAAACACUGAUUUAAAGAAGCAGUUCGUCAUUUUAGCAAGUUUCUUCUUCAGGUGUUUUAGAGAAACAUCUGACGGGUACCAGAUGUUGGACUGCUCCUUUAAACGACGCAGAGGAGGGGGAGGAAGAUGAGCUGGUUGUUUUUGGGCUCGUUAAUUUAAUUCUGUAUAAGAUGUUUGUGUAUAAGAUUUAAACGGAUCAGAGUCUGUCCUGAUUGGCCAGGAGACGCCACAUGGUGAUGAUGAUGAAGAUAACAUUAGUUAGUGACAGUAUUUUUGUCAUAUAAUAAAAAUUUGUAUUGCACCAUUUUAAA